Messenger RNA from Andrographis paniculata, 2696 nucleotides. Its product is annotated as G-type lectin S-receptor-like serine/threonine-protein kinase At4g27290. Bases 182 to 2617 code for a protein of 811 amino acids. Gene Ontology annotation, molecular function: protein serine/threonine kinase activity; ATP binding. Gene Ontology annotation, biological process: recognition of pollen; protein phosphorylation. The transcript has 7 exons. NCBI's taxonomy places the organism in Eukaryota, Viridiplantae, Streptophyta, Magnoliopsida, Lamiales, Acanthaceae. The record is from RefSeq and is a predicted model, not a curated record.
UUUUAGAGGAAAAAAAUAAGCACUUCCUCGUUGCCAUUGCUGGCAACUUUGAUUUUUUGAAGCCUGUUCAACAAACUGACAUUUCUGUCGCAAAUAAUUUCUAACAAAGAAUGGAACAACUUAACCAAACCAGCACAUAGAUGAUGCCGAUAAUGAUGAUAAUGAUCCAGAGCAAAACAACAUGAACAGAUCUAUCAGAGAAGCCACAUUUAUUCUCAUCAUUUCGCACUUGCUCUCCCCCCAGAAUCUUUCGUACGCAGCCGACGCCAUGGAUGCAACUCAGAGCGUCACAUACAACCAAACUCUGGUUUCCGCAGGCUCCAUUUUCGAGCUAGGGUUUUUCAGCCCCCAAAAUCCCCAAAAUUGGUAUCUGGGAAUAUGGUACAAGAAGGUGUCCGUACACACACCAGUGUGGGUCGCCAACAGGGAAGCCCCGCUAAGGACCAAUUCGUCGGGCGUGUUGAAGAUCAUCGCACCAGGGAUUCUGGUCCUUCUCAACGACACCAACCACACCCUAUGGUCUUCCAGCGGCGGCGGCGGCGCCGCCGGCAAUCCGAUUGUGCAGUUGCUGGACUCAGGAAAUCUUAUCCUCCGAAAUGCCGGAGACGAUAAUCCGAGGAAUCGCCUCUGGCAGAGCUUCGAUUAUCCGACGGACACGUACUUAUCGGGCAUGAUGUUCGGCCUGAACUCCGUCUACCUCUCGUCCUGGAAGACCGCCGGCGACCCAUCUCCGGGAGAGUACAAACUCUACUUCGAUCCGACGGGUUACCCGCAAGUUUUCACAGAAAGAGACGGCGCAAUUCUUCAUCGAAUCGGGCCGUGGAAUGGCUUAGUCUUCAGCGGCACGCCAUAUGUGACAGACGAUCCAUCGUUCAAGUUCGGAGUGUACAGAAACGAGGAGGGAAGGUUUUAUCUUAGAGACGAUGCUCUCGACCAGUCUGUAAUGUCGAGGGUCACCCUGAGCACGGCGGGGGCGUUAGAACGGUGGCGAUGGGUGGAUCAAACACAAGAAUGGAUUCUGCAGAUGAGUGUCCCGAUGGAUAAUUGUGAUACUUACAACUCGUGUGGAGCAUAUGGGAGUUGCUUCUCUGGGGGCUAUCGGAUUUGUUCGUGUUUGGAUAAGUUUGAGCCUAAAGAUCCUAAAGGAUGGCCGGAAUUGGAUUGGUCGAGGACCGGGUGUGUCCGGAGGACACCGUUAAAUUGUAGUGCUCGGGAUGGGUUCGUUAAGUAUUCGAGUUUGAAGCUACCGGAUGCGCGCGGCUCGUGGUAUGACGAGAGAAUGACGCUCAAGGAAUGCCGGGAGAAGUGCUUGAAAAAUUGCUCGUGUACGGCGUACACGAGGUUGAAUGUGAGUGAAGGAGGGAGUGGUUGUUUGCUGUAUUUUGGAGAUUUGGCGGACAUUAGGAGUAUAUCUAAAGACGAGCAAGAUUUGUUCGUUCGAAUGGCUGCAUCCGAGUUAGCAGACUCCGCGGGGAAGAAAAAUGUGAAGCUAAUAGCGAGUGUGACGAUAGUAGGAGCCGCGGUUCUGUUAAGCGUAAGCAUUGUUCUCUGUAUGUGGAGGAAGAAGAAUAAGAAUUCUGUUGGAAGAAUUGCUGAAAGCCAUGGCAGUGACCUGGAGCUGCCAUUGUUCGACUUGUCUACGAUCUCUAAAGCUACCAACAAGUUUUCGAUUCGCAACAAGAUUGGAGAAGGAGGCUAUGGGCCUGUUUAUAAGGGGACGCUGAGAGAUGGACAGGACAUAGCUGUAAAAAGGUUGUCCGAGAAUUCGAAGCAAGGAGUCGAGGAAUUCAAGAAUGAGGUCAUUUUCGUCGCCAAACUUCAGCAUCGAAAUCUUGUGAAACUCUUGGGGUGUUGCAUUCAAGGGGAGGAAAAAAUGCUAAUCUAUGAAUACAUGCCCAACGGAAGCCUCGACAACAUUAUAUUCGAUCGAGGAAAUGGAAUAUCCUUGGAUUGGCCUACGAGAUUCCGUGUAGUUAUGGGAAUCGCAAGAGGACUAAUGUAUCUUCACGAAGAUUCGCAGCUGAGAAUAAUCCAUCGCGACCUCAAAGCGAGCAACAUAUUGCUAGACGGCGAAAUGAACCCAAAGAUAUCCGACUUCGGCAUUGCUAAAAGAUACAAAGGAAACGAUCAAACAGAAGAUAUAACGAAUCGAGUCGUGGGAACACAUGGUUAUAUGUCACCAGAAUAUGCAUCCCGUGGUCGAUUUUCCGCGAAAUCGGAUGUGUUUAGCUUCGGAGUUAUCGUCUUAGAAAUCAUAAGCGGGAAAAGGAACAGCUCAUAUUCUCAAGGAGAUUUUAACCACAAUCUUCUAGCACAUGCAUGGGCGAUGCACAUGGAAGGAAGAUCGAUAGAAGUAGUUGAUUGGCAUUUACAGAAAUCGGAGGAUUUUGACGAGGUGGCGCGGGUAAUCCAUGUGGGACUGCUAUGCGUUCAACAACAUCCGCGCGAUAGGCCUAGCAUGACAUCGGUGGUGGCGAUGCUAAGCAACGUAGAGAACGAGGGCGAGAUGCCUCGACCGCGGCAACCUGGGUUCUUUAUGAAAACUCGUACGUUGAGGUGCUGCGAUCGGACGAGUUCCGACAAUGAGAUGACUAUCACAGUGCUAGAUGGGCGAUAGAAAUGAAGAGGGAAAAUUUGUAAGAGUUUUUGAUAUUUUUUAUUUUUGUAUAAAAGUAAUUGUAUGUGUGAUAUUUUGU